CUGACAACUCACCUGCUGUCACAGUUAAAACGUCAAGGAAAGAAUUCAUAAUUUUAUUUUGCCAUUUGCAUCUAACAAAAAGCCGUCUUACGGGGGUUUGUAGAAAUGGGUAUAUGCAAAUGUUUCCUUCGUUCAGUAAUCAUCAGUGUAAUUGCUGUACUACUAAUAGUACUAAUUCCUAAUCUUCCACCCUAUGCGGAUAUAACAAAAUCUUUUAGUUUACCCAAAAUUCGACCUUUAGAUGGACCACUAGCUAUUAAUGAAAUUUUAAAAGAUACAGAAAUAUGGCACAAGGGGAAACUUAUGAGCCCAGAAGCAUUUGCUGAAUACAAUGGAGAGUUAUAUACUACUUUACAUGGCGGUGUCAUAGCCAAACUAGUUGAUAACCAAAUUAUUGCUGUAGGUAAAACUGGAAAACCAUGUAAAUUUUUUUAUGAAGAAAAAAUAUGUGGAAGGCCUCUUGGUCUAAGAUUUGACGAAAAUGGUAUCUUGUAUGUGGCCGACCCUUAUUAUGGAAUUUUGAAGUUCAAUUUUAAAAAAGACCAAAAAGAUGUGAUUGUAUCGCCCAAUGAAAUAAUAAAUGGAAAAAAACCUAAACUGUUUAAUAGUCUAGCUGUAGCAAGAAAUGGAGACCUAUUUUGGAGUGAUUCCUCUACUCAAUUUUAUUUGCAAGAUCUUGUAUAUGAUGCUCUGUCAGAUCCAACUGGAAGAUUGGUCCAUUAUGAUGCCAAAACUAAGAAAAACACUGUUCUAAUUGAUAAUCUUCAUUUUGCUAAUGGUGUAAUUCUGUCAAAAGAUGAAGAUUUUGUACUAGUAGUUGAAACAUUCUACAGUAGAAUUCACAGAUACUAUUUAAAAGGGCCCAAGAAAGGAACUCAUGAUAUAUUUGUUGAUGGUUUACCUGGUAUGCCUGAUAAUCUUCAAUCAGAUGGCAAAGAUGGAUUUUUAGCACCAUUGGUUGAAGCAAUUGAUGAAGAGCAUCCAACUCUGAUACAAAUUUUGUUUGAAUUCCCAAAUGUCAGAAAGUUUUUAGCAAGAAUUAUGGGUAUCGGUGAGCUUACCAUUCAAACAGCAGAAAAUUACUACUCCACAGAAUUCGCAAAGAAAGCCAUACAUUUUAUUGGACACUACCGCUCUGUGUCUCCUUUAACAACACAUCCACGUCAAACAAUUGUACAUUUGUCCAAAAACGGAGAAAUUUUGGAGUCAUUUACUACUACAGACAAAAAACUGAGGUUUAUAUCUGAUGCUUUUAUAUUCAAGGAUCAAUUAUACCUAGGGUCCCCCAUAAACGAUUACAUUGGUAGAAUUCCUCUGGCAAAACUGAGUUGGGAACAACCAAAAGUUAAACGUUCUGCACCAGAACCCAAAGUAGAAGUCAAACAAGAACAACCUAAGCAAACUACCACACCAUCUCCAAAACUGACUACACCACCACCCAAACAACAAACACCUCCUCCUAAAGCUACUACUCCCCCACCCAAACAACAAACGCCGCCAUCUCCUAAGGCAACUACUCCUUCGCCAAAACAACAAACGCCGCCUCCACCAACACCAACCACACCCCCACCAACACCAACCACACCCCCACCAAAACAACAAACUCCUCCACCAAAACAGCAGACCCCUCCUCCACCAAAACACCAGACCCCUCCUCCACCAAAACAGCAGACCCCUCCACCACCAAAACAGCAAACCCCUCCACCACCAAAACAGCAGACCCCUCCACCACUAAAACAGCAAACCCCUCCACCACCAAAACAGCAGACCCCUCCUCCACCAAAACAGCAGACCCCUCCUCCACCAAAACAGCAGACCCCUCCUCCACCAAAGGUAACUACUCCACCUCCUGCCAAACAACAAACUCAGCCUCCUUCUAAAACGACCUCUUCACCUUCAAAAGAAGCUACAGGUGGGAAACAAAAAGAACCUAGGGCUAAAAAUGAGCUAUAAUAAUUUUUUUAAUUUGAAUUUAAAAGGUUGUGGAGUAAUGUUAUUUUUGUUUAUUGAAGAAAUUAUGUUAAUUUUGUUGAGCUUGUAGAAGUUCAGGUAGGUUUUGUUUUUGAACAUUUAAAUGCUAAAAAAUUAAUCAGGCUACUUCAUGCUAAGUUAAGAGAAGUACUAAGCUAGACUCGUAUAUAUUUUUAUAUGACAUUUUUCAAAUAGAAGUAGCUCAAAUAGAUUUCCUUAAAUAAAAAUUUAUGUGUUAUAGAAUAACGUAACAUAUUUUUGUCAUUUUGACAGCUUACAUUUUUUUUGUGCUUCACCUAAGAAUCAGUUCAAACACUUCUAAAAGACUUUAUAUUGUUCAAGGUAUACUUUAAUACUGGCAAAAGAUAUAAUUUUUCUUUCAGAAUAAUUAAGUAGUACAUAAAAUAAAUAUACAUUUAUAAUUUUAUACAUAUAAUUUUAUAAUAUAUAUUAAUGCGUAAUUGUUCAAUAUUUCAAAUAAAACAUAUGGAUUCAAAAAAUAUUUUUAGCUAUACAGAGUGUUGUGUUUUUGCCUGGCAAAUAAAAAUGUAUUUUAUUUCAGUUUUAUAAUGGUUUAGUAAUUUUGUAUUCAACCCUAGAUUUUUUUACAAAAUAUUACUGGGUUGCCAAGUAAUUAAUUUUGUUACGAAAUUAAAGAAUGAUGCAGACUCCAAAUUAAAUUAUCAUAAUUUAGGUAGAUUUACAGUGUUAUCAAAAUUGUUUAAAAUACAGACUUAUAAUAUAUUGAACUAACGAUUAGUGGUGAUAGAACUGGAUUAUUUUAUACAGAGUGUUUUGAAACAUCUCUUAAAUAUGGCUAAUUUUUAGUUAAAUUUUUUCAAAUGCAACACCCUGUAUAUUAUUUUAGCAUAAAAUUCUUUAUAAAUUUACCUAUGCAAGAUACCAACAUAUUAGCUAAUAACACAUACACACGUCCCACCAGUGCGGUAUAGAUUGAUAAAGAGCUGUUUUAGUAUUGGAUAUUUGAAAAAAAAAAUAUAAAAUAUGAAUUACCAUAUUUACCAAUUAUUCUUAAAGAUACAGGGUGGUCCAUAAACGAGGGACCUAAGAAAUUAUACUUUUUUAAAGCAAAACACCCUCCAUAUUUGAUUGUUUUCACAUCUUCAAACAAUUUUACUAGUCUUUAUUCAUUUGCUAUGUUGUACAUAGGGUGUGUCAAAAUCCGAGGUUAUAAUUUUUUUAAUGAAACACCCUGUAUGUUAUACCAUCAAUUAAUUAAUACAGGGUAUUUCAUUUAAAAAAUUGUGAAAAUCAUAACCUGGCGUUUUGGCAGACCCUUUAACAACAAAUGAAUGAAGUCAAUUAAAAUUGUUUGACAAUGUGAAAACAAUCAAAUAGGUAAAACUAUCUGCAGGGUGUUUUGCUUUAAAAAAGUAUAGGUUUUGUCAGUACCUCGUGUAUGGACCACCCUGUAUAUUUAAGAAUAAUAAAAUUGUUAAAUAUAUUAAAAAUGUCUUCGUAUUUCCAAUAAUAAAACAGCUAUUGAUCAAUGACGCACUGAUGGGACACCCUGUAUAUGUGUUACUAGCUAUUAGGUUGGUAUAGUGAGAUAUGUAAAUUUAUAAGGAAUUUUAUACUAAAAUAAUAUACAGGGUGUUGCAUUUGAGAAAAUUGAACUUGAAAUUAGCCAUAUUUAAGACAUAAAACGCUUUAUAUAAAAUAAACCAGUUCUAUCUCCACUAUUCGUUAGCUUAGUAUCUUAUAACUGUAUGUUAAACAAUUUUGAAAUCAAUGUAAACCUACCUAAAUUAUGAUAAUUUCAUUUGGAGUCUGCAUCUUUCAUAACAAAAUAAUUAUUUAAUUAAACCAUGUGUUGUUUUUUAAAAACAGUAUUACCAUACCAUUCUAAAAAUGAAAUAAAAUACAGGAUGUUCUAUUUAAAAAAUAUACAUUUUUAUUUACCAGGCAAAAACGCAACACCCUGUAUCCAAAAAUAUUUUUAAAACAUGUAUUUUUCAAAUCCAUAUAAUUUUUAUUUGAAACUUGUUUGCGUGUCUAUAACAUAAAUUGAAAUAUUGAACAAUUACGCUCUAAUGGGACAUCCUGUAUACAUUAAAACAUUCAGUUAAUAAUGUAUUAUUUUAAAAAUACGAUGUUUGCAUAAUAUUGGUUGUUUUUUGUUUUUGAUUAGUUUAUUAAGUUGCUUAUAUAUGAAUCUUUUAUUACAGUUCUGAUUAUUUCUAAGAAAUAUAUUUAUACCUCAAAAGAUCUGUCAAAUCUUGCAUUUAGUUUCAUUCCAAUAGUUCAUAGGUACAAAUUUCCAACUAAGUUUAAAAUUAAAUAAUUUUUAUCCAUUUAGUAUCUCCAGAAAGUAAUCAAAUAAGUCUGACUUUAAAACAUAUAUUAUUAUUUUUUCGAAUAGAUCUAGUCAAAUUAUUCUAUUCGUCUUAUUUUCAAAUAAUUUUUUACCUUGAGGUAUUGAAUGGAUUUUUAUAUGUAUGAAAGCUAGAAAAUGAGUGCCAAUGUCAUCAAUCAUAUCACUUCUUAAAAAUUGCUCAUUAUAUAAAUAAAUCAUGGUACACUUUUAUUUAAAAAAGCUACUUCACUUAAAUGGUAAAUAUCCUGCCAGGGGGUCGAUUUUACUUUAGAAGAUGAACGUUGUAUAGCCUAUUCGCAACUUGUGUCUGAUUCAAAUCGAUCAUGUCAUUGAUUAUACUGAAUGGUCCAAAAGACAUUUUUUUAAAGAUUUGUUUUAAUUAAAAAUAUCUGUUUUCACAUUGGUUAAAUAUUGGAAAGUUAUGAUAGUCAUCUAUAACGAUCUAAACUAUUAUGAUUUAUUAUUGAGCUUUAUUGAUGUUAUAAAAAUACAUAAUUUAAAAAGCAAUAACUACAAUAAUUAUUCUAUCUUUUGUUUAACAUUCCAACCUGUGAUUUGUUUUUGUGUGAUACUGAUAACUUUACUACAAAUCAUUCCUGUUUUAUAUAAUCCAAAGAUGUUUCAUGUAUACUGUCAUUACUUUUCAAAUAUUUCUUUUUUAAAAAAUUAUAUUUUUUUUCUUUCGAAACACAAACUUGUUUCAUGUUUUGGUGCCUACUGUUGUUUUUCGACCCUUAACUUGACAAUCUGUUUUUAUAUUUUUUAUUUCAAAGAGAUAUCGCCGAAGAUUAAUGACUGCAUAGUUGAAACACCUUUUAUAAGCAAAUUCCGUGUAGUAUCGCUGUUUUUAACUAUUAUGGAUAAUAUAUUUUAUACCUGUAUACCAUUUUAAGUAGCCUCGACUUUUUCUUAUAUACCUAUACUUUAUAUUGUAUAUUUCUAAUUAUGUAAAAUAUUAAAUGGCAUCUGAAAUUCAGUGGAAUUAAUAUAUGUAACUUAGCAAGCGCAAUAAUUAUAUUCUUUUUCUCAAUCUAGUUUUUUGUUGUAGAUUUUUAAUUUAUAUGUUAAAAACUUUUAUAGAUGUUUCCACUGUCUAAAAUAUUAAAGAACAUUAAAUUUAAUAUUCAAUUCCCUCAUUUUUAAUUAUAAUCUUUUGGUAUAGGGUUGUUCGUAAUUUUUGUACUUUUUUAGAAGUUAUUGUUGAACUAUUAAAGGACAUUUUUAAUUU
Psylliodes chrysocephalus is the source of this 5537-nucleotide messenger RNA. The record is from the annotation of a GenBank genome assembly. NCBI's taxonomy places the organism in Eukaryota, Metazoa, Arthropoda, Insecta, Coleoptera, Chrysomelidae.